Messenger RNA from Bathycoccus prasinos, 1734 nucleotides. RefSeq names its product cysteine and histidine-rich domain-containing protein 1. Gene Ontology annotation, molecular function: magnesium ion binding; holo-[acyl-carrier-protein] synthase activity. The transcript has 2 exons. Lineage: Eukaryota; Viridiplantae; Chlorophyta; Mamiellophyceae; Mamiellales; Bathycoccaceae. The coding region runs from base 1 to 1734 and encodes 577 amino acids. The record is from RefSeq and is a predicted model, not a curated record.
AUGUCUUCGUUUUUGUCCUCCUCCUCCCCGUCGGGGAAGCAUUUUCAUCAUCAGCGGCGGAACAACGCGAAGACGAACGAACAGGAGGAGGAGGAGGUUGAAGAAUCCCGCGUAGUAAUCGAGAAAGAAGACGGGCCCGUGGUUUUGAAGGCAAAGAAGACGACGAAGACGAAGCACGGAGUGCGAGUAUUUAUUCUCCAACGGAACGAGUGCGACGCCCCAAGUUUGCUCGAAAAAUACGAACGCUUACUCUCGAAACGCGAGUUGGAUUCGAUUCAAAUCGAAAGUUUACACCCGGAAACGAAAAAGGAGAGAUUACAAACCCGAGCGAUGGUUCGGACGGUUUUAUCGUCCAUUUUGAACGAAGGAAGAGAAGGGAGGAAACCAUCGCAGCGCAAAGUCGUCGAUCCGUCUUCGUUGGAGUUUACGUUCAACGAGAAAGGGAAACCGUUUUUGAAACAGUCGACGACGACGACGACGACGACGAGUUCUUUUGCGAAUUCGAACGAGGAAGAGGAGUCGACGAACUCGUUUUCGUCGUCGUCGAUGUCGUCUGAAAAUUUGAAUAUUCAGUUUAGCGUGUCGCACUCGAAAAAUGUCGUCGCGAUGGCGGUGACGACGGACGGGAGACGCGUGGGGAUCGAUUGCGAAGUGGAGAAGAGAAGGACGAAAGACGCGUGCUUGAAAUUAGCAAAGAGGUAUUUUAGGAAAGGUGAGGCGGUCGAGAGGAUUGAAACCGCGUUAGCGAAAGAGGAGGAGUUGGGGAGGAGGAUGUUUGUCAGGUAUUGGUGUUUGUGCGAAAGUUACGUGAAGGCGUUAGGGGUUGGGAUUUCCGGCAGGCCGUUCCGGAACUUUGACAUCGCGGUGACAGAAAAAAGGAACGACGACGAGCGCGAAGACAUCUCACUCUUUGAAUCGGAUCCAGAAACGUUCGGUCGAUGGCGGUUCCAGCUCUUUCGCGAGACACCGACGAUAAAAGUCAAAGAGGACGAAAGAAGUAUCGUCGCCGUAUGCGUCGAAGACGAUGACGAAGACGAAGACGACGAUACCAAUACUAAUAGAAAUACCACUUCUCCGUCAUCGAAACGAAAAAGGAGACCGCCGAUUGUCUCCUCCAUCACGCGCACGAAUACAAAAUGCGUGCACCACACUCAACCGCCUCAGUUUCGAGACGGCGAAAAGCUUUGGCCGUGUUGUAAUAAACGGAGCAAAGAUUUCAACGCGUUUUUGAGCAUAAAAGGCUGCCGGGAACUGGAUUCGCAUUCGAGCGAAAAACAAGUAUUAGUACCACCAAAACAGACGAUAACGACGAGCACGAAAGAAGAGAAAGACGAUGCACUUGGCGUUGAAAAGUGUCCUCGGUGUUCGAACGGCUUCGCGUGCGAAAUGCACCCGGAAGAGAGCAAAAAGAACGAAGAGAAAAUGAGACGAACGAAAGAGCUGAAAGAGCAGAAGAAAAGAGAGGAGGAACUCGAGCGAGCGAAGAUGGAUCCGAACGCGCUACAAACGUGCAAACGAACAGGAUGUGGAAUGAAAUUUAGAGAGAGCGAAAAUAAGAACGAGUGUUGUCGAUAUCACAAAGGGAAGCCGAUUUUCCACGAGAGGAGUAAAGGGUGGUCGUGUUGCGCGAGCGGGAAGAAGGCGGUGUACGACUUUGACGAGUUUUUGAAGAUUCCGCCGUGCGCGGUUGGGAGACAUUCCGCGGUCGUGGAGGAGGAGGGUGAAGACGAUUAG